GGAGGCGCGCACGCGGGGCCCCAGCCGCGCGCAGCCGCGGUCUCCCUAGUUGUGUCCCUCAGCCGCGGUCGCCGUAGCUCUCGACGCGGUCGUCCCCGCCGAGCCGCGGGCGCCGCCGCAGGGAGGGAGCGGCGCUGCGGCCGCCGCCGUCCGAGGACGCCCCGUAUUCCGGGGCCCGGCACGGUGGCUGCCCGCUCGCCGAGCGCAGCCCGCCUAGGAGGAAGGCGGCGGCUUGCGUCCAGCGGGCCGCCGGAGCCGGGAGGAGACCAUGUCCGUGAGGCGCCCUCAGUUCUCCACGACCGAGCGCGUCAUCAAAGCUGUCCCCUUUCCUCCAACCCGGCGGCUAACUUUGAAGGAAGUUUUUGAGAAUGGGAAACCUAAAAUGGAUCUUUUGAAAAACCAUUUAGUAAAAGAAGGUCGGGUGGAAGAGGAGGUGGCCUUAAAGAUCAUCAAUGAUGGGGCUGCCAUCCUGAAGCAGGAGAAGACCAUGAUAGAGGUGGAGGCUCCGAUCACAGUGUGUGGUGAUGUUCAUGGACAAUUCUUUGACCUGAUGAAGUUGUUUGAAGUUGGGGGAUCACCUAAUAAUACUCGCUACCUCUUCCUGGGUGACUAUGUGGACAGAGGCUAUUUCAGUAUAGAGUGUGUGCUGUAUCUAUGGAGCUUAAAGAUUAACCAUCCUAAAACAUUGUUUCUGCUUCGAGGAAAUCAUGAAUGCAGGCAUCUUACAGAGUACUUCACCUUCAAACAGGAAUGUCGGAUCAAGUAUUCAGAGAUGGUGUACGAUGCGUGCAUGCACACUUUCGACUGUCUUCCUCUUGCUGCCCUCUUAAACCAGCAGUUUCUCUGUGUACAUGGAGGAAUGUCUCCUGAAAUUACUUGUUUAGAGGACAUUAGGAAAUUAGAUAGGUUUUCUGAGCCUCCUGCUUUUGGGCCAGUGUGUGACCUGCUGUGGUCUGAUCCCUUAGAGGACUACGGCAGCGAGAAGACCCUGGAGCACUAUACCCACAACACUGUCCGAGGCUGCUCCUACUUCUUCAGUUACCCUGCAGUUUGUGAAUUUUUACAGAACAACAGUUUACUUUCAAUAAUCAGAGCCCAUGAAGCCCAGGAUGCGGGGUACCGAAUGUAUAGGAAGAACCAAGCAACUGGCUUUCCGUCACUUAUUACGAUUUUCUCUGCCCCUAAUUACCUAGAUGUCUAUAACAAUAAAGCUGCAGUGUUGAAGUAUGAAAACAAUGUCAUGAACAUCAGGCAGUUCAACUGUUCUCCACACCCAUACUGGCUCCCAAACUUUAUGGAUGUUUUCACGUGGUCUUUGCCUUUUGUUGGAGAGAAAGUGACAGAGAUGCUGGUCAAUAUUCUCAACAUAUGCUCGGAUGAAGAAAUGAACGUAACCGAUGAAGAAGGAGCUACUACAGGUCGAAAAGAAGUCAUCAAGAAUAAAAUCCGAGCCAUUGGGAAAAUGGCCCGGGUCUUUACGGUUCUUCGGGAAGAGAGUGAGAAUGUGCUGACCCUCAAGGGCCUCACUCCCACAGGCACACUCCCACUGGGGGUCCUCUCUGGAGGAAAGCAGACCAUUGAGACUGACAAUUUAUUUCACCAAAGAAGAUGUGAAGAUGGCCAGCAAACAUGUAUGAAGAUGCCCAGCAUAGUUACUCUCCUGGAAGAUGAAUAUGAAAGCAUAGUGAACCACUUCUGCAUACCCAUAAGAAUGGCUGGAAUGUAGAAAUCUGACAAGGUCAAGAGUUGGUGUGUCUAUGGAGGCCUGGACUAGAAGUAGGCUAGUGGGCUUACAGAUAGACUCAACACAUUGGCCAGCCGGUAGCCAAUAAAGCUGAAGACACUUGGACCUAUACCCUGCAACUCCACACCAAGGAUAUCCAAGAGGAAUUAGCAUGCAUGUCCACCCGAGGAUAUGCAUAAGCAUGUUUGUUUACUGUGGUUUUAUCAUGGUAGCUCCAGAUCAGAAGCAGCUCCCCUGCCUGUUGGUAGUGAAUAAGUUAUAUUAUAUUGAUACAGUGGGCUACUGCUCACCCACUGGACCUGUUGCAUUGAGGUCAAAGCACAAGCUUAGCUCCUGUCCAUCAGUAAGAAAGAGUGUCAUUCUGAAAGCCAGUGAUAUUCUUGAAGAGUUCCACAUGCUUUGGAAAUAACAUAUAAGUAAUCCCUAAUUAAAGCACUGAUUCAAACCAAAAAUAAAGAGACAUAAAAUAUACUGGGGCCAAGCCCAAAAAGGAGUGAAGAAACUAUAUAUGUGUGUAUAUAUAUCCCAAGUUACUACACCUAUAAAAUUCUCUUGCUACCUUUGAUUUGUAGAUUUGCUCCUAUGAGAUCUAGCAAAAAAAUUAUAUUAAAGCAACUUUGUGGAUCAAUAAAUUUUUAAAACUUCAAGUAAGGAAGAUAGGUAGACAUUUCUCUUUUUUUCUUAAUCCAUGUUACUUCCUAUUAACCUAAAACACCCUCAUCAGAACUGUUCACAGAAAAUCUCAUAUGACUAAUUAACAAGUAAAAUAAAAGUAGUUAAGUAUCUUA
Molecule: messenger RNA, 2532 nt
Organism: Mus caroli (Ryukyu mouse)
Lineage: Eukaryota; Metazoa; Chordata; Mammalia; Rodentia; Muridae
Gene: Ppp3cc
Product: protein phosphatase 3 catalytic subunit gamma
Biological process (GO): calcineurin-mediated signaling
Molecular function (GO): calmodulin-dependent protein phosphatase activity
Source: RefSeq, a predicted model, not a curated record